UUCCGUUUGCCGUACAGCCCAGUCGGCGAGGUCAGCAGCAGCAGCAGCGACGCGGGAUGCAUGACGCCGCUGCCACGUACGGCUUCAUCCUCGCGAGCGCCCAGCGCGCAUGCGCAUCAUCUCUGUCAAGCGUCUACCUCUGGAAGCUCCGGGAGAUCCGCAUCCGCCUGCGCGAGGCGAGCUACAAGGACGACGUGUCCUUUGUCCAGGACCUCGUCACGUUGCUUCGCACCGUCAGCGAUGCAGCAGUGUAUUCGGCGGCAGCGAACGAGAUCCAAGCGGCCAUGAAGCGGAUGGGCCUGCCGCCUCCGACACUACCUCCGUGGCCCACGCCCGCACCGCCCGUCCUAGUGCCAACCCCGUUGGACCAUGCGGCGGUCUUGCGUCAGUCCGAGGAGCAGCUCAAGCGAUGUGUUCGCACACCGCCGAGCGCCCAACGCCCAUCGACAUCAAAGUCAACGAGCCAGAAACCAGCGACGCCCAAGGCGACGACAUCGUCCAAGCCCAAAGCACGACCGAAAGCAGCAACAGUCGCACACGUCAAGAUUGAAUCCACCGCGCCUGCACCCACAAGGCCACGAAGUGCUCGGUCGUCGUCGGCUAGCAGCGAGCCGAGUCGCCUGUCUCGGGCGGCUGCACUCGCAGAGACCACCCGGAGCACCGAGACACGGUCGAGGGCGGCGAGAACAAAGGUGACACCUCGAAAAGCAGGCGCCGCAGCGCCUUCUCAAAGCAAGCCGCGAUCUCGCACUGGGAAGCCCGAAUCCGUCAAAUCCGACAUCGACGAUGACGCGCCGCGGCGCAAGGCGGGUCGCCCGCCGCUGAUCCCGCUCGAGCCCCACAUCGUGGAUGCUCCGACGCUGGCGAGGCUUGAGAUCCUUCGCUCGCUGCCAGAGCAAGGCUUGUGUCCGCACCUCGAGCGCCAAGCCAUCAACCUCUACUCGAACAAGCGCGAGCGUCUCUUGGCCCCUGUCGCCAUGGGGGCUCUCAAAGAUGGACGCAUUGUCUGCCGCGGCGACGAGCCCAAGACCUUCAAGCAAUUCUUCAAGCAGAACAUUAAAAACGCAGUGCCAGGGCAAAGUCCUUGUGCACACAUUUACAUUGUCUCGAUGAAGAAGAGCUUGGACCUGCACCUCUUGGAGUGCAGCCAUUACGCGGCCAUUGAAGCAUCCGCCGAGCUUGGCGACGAGACGGUCGUUACUACGGAGACGACGACACCGACUCUGACGCCGCGAACGUCCCGCAAGCGCAAGCGCGAAGCCAAAGAAAAGCCACCGACGACCAAAGAGUUCGUCUCCUAAGAUCGUAGCGUUGAACCGAAUAGAAAAGAUCAACAAUCAGCGCGGUUGAAUGCAGCGAUGACCUUAUGAC
Molecule: messenger RNA, 1371 nt
Organism: Saprolegnia parasitica CBS 223.65
Lineage: Eukaryota; Oomycota; Saprolegniomycetes; Saprolegniales; Saprolegniaceae
Exons: 4
Coding region: 57-1301 (414 amino acids)
Source: RefSeq, a predicted model, not a curated record